CAUUGUUUUUGACAUUGGUGUUGAUGGUUAACUGUGAUUGUCAAGUGCGAGAAUUGCGUGUGACUAUUAUUUAUUUGCGGAUUCAACGUUUGCAGCAAUCCUAUUUGUUGAUUCAAGAUUUUGAAAAGUUUUUUUAUAAUUUUCUAAAUCCUGUACUGCUAAUGGUAGCCUUACAUUUUUAAUUUUUGCGUGUUUACAGUCAUGUCUUGUCAAUUGCCACCUUGUCCGGCUUCAUUAAAACCAAUUCAACAUUAUUUAAAAACAGCAGCUGAACAUGAUGGAAGAGAUCCAGUUAUAAGCUACUGGUGUCGCAUAUAUGCUUUGCAGUCAGCACUAAAGUUGGACAAAAAGUCAGAUGAGGCCAAAAUAAUGUUGAUGAGUUUGAUGGAUUGGCUUGAGAAGGAAAAAAAGAGGCUUUCAGACAACGAAGCAAUAACAAACGAUGUGGCAGCUCAGGCUCAUAUUGAAAAUUAUGGUUUGAAGUUGUUUUUGUGGGCUGACGGCCAAGAUAGAGCUGGGCAGUUCAACAAAAAUGUAGUGAAGGCGUUCUACACAGCUGGUUUUCUCAUGGACGUUCUGAACACUUUUGGCGAACAGACAGACGAGAUCCAGCAGAACUGCAAAUACGCCAAGUGGAAGGCUGCGUACAUACACAACUGUCUGCGUAACGGAGAAAUGCCAGUCCCGGGACCUGUGGGUGGUGACGAGGAAGGAGCUGGUGCGACUUCGGGUUACAAUCAGCCGAGCUUGGGUUUUGACAACAUCUCGCAGCCUAGUCAGCCAACGCCACCGCCUUCAGACUCACCUUACAACCAGCCUAGCAAUAGCAACGCUCCCUCUUACGACUCUAUUCAUUAUCCGACACCCUCUAAUGAAGGGUUCCAUCUCCCUACUCCACCAAGUGGACCAGGCUCCUACCAUAACCUCCCUCAACCUCCUCCCUCCCAACCACAUCCAUCUCCCUCCCCAUCACCUGCUCCUCCCACUCCUCAACCUACUCCCGCCACAUACAACCCGCCCAGAUACGAUCCUGCUGCCAUUGACCCGGCGCUGUUGUCCAACCCGUCUACAAAUGUCAACGGAGUCAAACUCCAGCCAGAACAAAUCUCAAAGGCGCAGAAGUACUGCAAAUGGGCCGGCAGUGCGCUUUCAUACGAUGAUGUGCCUGAAGCCGUAAUGAACCUUCAAAAGGCCCUCAAACUGUUGACUACAGGAGUGGACAGCUGAAUAAUCUACACAGUCGGGGCCUCUCGUAUUUAUUUAUAAAAUAUUUCAAACAGAAAAUAUAUUGAAGAAUUCUUUACUCUUUGCGCUUAAAAUGUUUUGUAUUAUACAUCUUCGGCCUGUUUAGAAUUUUGAGUCGAUACAGUGUAACAAUUUGCUUAUCUAGAAUAAAUAUUAUUUUUUAAUA
This is a messenger RNA of Macrosteles quadrilineatus (aster leafhopper), 1411 nucleotides long. RefSeq names its product vacuolar protein sorting-associated protein VTA1 homolog (gene Vta1). The record is from RefSeq and is a predicted model, not a curated record. Bases 202 to 1227 code for a protein of 341 amino acids. Gene Ontology annotation, cellular component: multivesicular body. Gene Ontology annotation, biological process: late endosome to vacuole transport via multivesicular body sorting pathway. The transcript has 5 exons. Lineage: Eukaryota; Metazoa; Arthropoda; Insecta; Hemiptera; Cicadellidae.